AAACACUUUCUCUAUAUCUUGUCUUCAUUUCUUUACUUCCUUUUCAACCUUCUUCCUGUCUGGGCGGUUUUGAUUCUUGAAAUUCAAGGAAAAAAACACCCUAGUGAUUAGCAACGUAUAUAUAUCUAUAUAUAUAGGCAUGUAUUACCAAUCGGAGUCACACAGUUCCUCCUCCGUCCACGGUGGAACCGGGUCGGGGGACCCUUUGGAGAGGGUGGUGCGGCUGGCGUCCGGCAGCGCGGUGGUGAUAUUCAGCGUAAGCACUUGCUGCAUGUGCCAUGCAGUGAAGAGGCUUUUCUGCGGGAUGGGGGUGAACCCAACUGUCUACGAGCUCGACCAAGACCCCAGAGGCAAGGAGAUCGAGAGGGCCCUCUCGCGGCUGCUCGGCGGAGGCUCCGCCGUCCCCGUGGUCUUCAUCGGCGGCAAACUCAUCGGAGCGAUGGACAGAGUUAUGGCGUCGCAUAUUAGUGGCACUUUGGUUCCACUCCUCAAGGAAGCCGGAGCACUUUGGCUUUAAUAUUAAUCAAUUAAUUUAAAAUAUAUUGGCUUUAAUUUGUAGAAUUAAUUUUCUUGUUAGGAAAUUAAGAGCUGACAAAAAUUCCCUCACGUUUUAGAUUAAUUAAUCAUGUACUAAUUAAUCAUAUGUAUGAGGGAGCAACCUUAAUUAUUGUACUUAAAUUUGCUCGAUCGUAAUUUUCAAUGUUAAUUUCUUGUAA
Sesamum indicum (sesame) is the source of this 716-nucleotide messenger RNA. Its product is annotated as glutaredoxin-C1. Lineage: Eukaryota; Viridiplantae; Streptophyta; Magnoliopsida; Lamiales; Pedaliaceae. The record is from RefSeq and is a predicted model, not a curated record.